GAAAGCGCAGGCAUCGUGGACGCGGAUGGCAAAGCAGUCGCAGAGAGAAGGAGGGAGGCCUCCAUUUCCCAAAGAAGCGGACAAGAAUCUCGGCUGCCUCCCGUUGUCGUAACCAUGAGGAAAAGUUCCGGCCCGAGCGUGCGCACUUCUGCAGCGUGCUGGAUCGGAACGUAUUGAGGAUGGACCACUACUGUGUCUGGCUUGCCAACUGUGUUGGCUACCGCAACCACAAGUAUUUCUACCUUGCCUUGUUCUACUCUGCAGUUGCUUCUACCAUCGGAAAUGCGGUGCUGGUGCAAGCCUUCCUCCAUCCAUCCUAUCUACCUGUUGUGCACAGGGUGAUCCUCUUGCCAGGCGCAAGUGUUCUGCCCAAUGCUCCAAGGUUGAGUUGUAUCCGUCACUUGGCAACUUCCGUCGCAGAAGCGCCCUUGUAG
Symbiodinium necroappetens is the source of this 434-nucleotide messenger RNA. The record is from the annotation of a GenBank genome assembly. NCBI's taxonomy places the organism in Eukaryota, Dinophyceae, Suessiales, Symbiodiniaceae.